Messenger RNA from Phodopus roborovskii (desert hamster), 3193 nucleotides. Its product is annotated as ubiquitin-like modifier-activating enzyme 1 Y. Bases 9 to 3149 code for a protein of 1046 amino acids. The record is from RefSeq and is a predicted model, not a curated record. Gene Ontology annotation, cellular component: cytoplasm; SUMO activating enzyme complex. Gene Ontology annotation, biological process: protein sumoylation. Lineage: Eukaryota; Metazoa; Chordata; Mammalia; Rodentia; Cricetidae. Gene Ontology annotation, molecular function: SUMO activating enzyme activity. The transcript has 25 exons.
CCAGCUCGAUGUUGUCCAAGAAACGCAGAGUGUCUGGACCGGACACGGAGGUGGAUUCUUACUCGUCUCCUACACCCCCUGGGUCAACCAAAGGAACGUCAGAAGACAAGGACAUGGACAUCGAUGAAAGCCUCUACUCUCGUCAGCUGUAUGUACUAGGUCAUGAGGCAAUGAAGCACCUCCAGAAUUCCAGUGUACUGAUAUCAGGCCUGCGAGGUCUGGGUGUGGAAAUUGCCAAGAAUAUCAUCCUUGGUGGGGUCAAGGCUGUCACUCUCCAUGACCAGGGCACUGCCCAGUGGGCUGAUCUUUCUUCCCAGUUCUACCUGCGUGAGGAAGAUAUUGGCAAAAACCGAGCUGAGAUAUCCCAAGCUCGCCUUGCGGAACUCAACAGUUACGUGCCUGUGCAUACCUACACUGGAGCCCUAGUCGAGGACUUCCUGAGUGGUUUUCAGGUGGUGGUUCUUACCAAUACUGCUUUAGAAUAUCAGCUGCAGGUGGGUGAGUUCUGUCAUAGCCGUGGAAUCAAGCUGGUGGUGGCAGACACUCGGGGCCUAGUUGGACAACUGUUCUGUGAUUUUGGAGAGGAAAUGAUUCUCACUGAUUCAAAUGGGGAACAGCCACUCAGUGCCAUGGUUUCCAUGAUCACCAAGGAGAGUCCGGGGGUCGUCACCUGCUUGGAGGAAUCCCAUCACGGAUUUGAGAGUGGUGACUUUGUCUGUUUCACAGAAGUUCAGGGCAUGAGUGAACUCAAUGGCAUCGGUCCCAUAGAGAUCAAAGUUCUGGGUCCCUGCACCUUUAGCAUCUGUGACACAUCUGGUUUCUCUGACUACAUCCACGGAGGCAUUGUCAGUCAAGUGAAAGUAUCUCAGAAGAUCAGCUUUAAACCACUACUCGCCUCCUUGACAGAACCAGAUUUUGUGGUAGCAGAUUUUGCUAAGUGUCGUCACCCUGCUCAGCUGCACAUUGGUUUCCAGGCCCUGCAUCAUUUCUCUACUGAACAUGGCAGGCUUCCUCGGCCCCAUAAUGAGGAGGAUGCAGCAGAAAUGGUGACCUUAGCACAAGCUGUGAACGCUCGAGCAUCGCCAACAGUUCAGCAGGAUUGCUUGGACAUAGACCUCAUGCGGAAGCUGGCACAUGUGGCUGCUGGGGAUCUGGCACCCGUGAAUGCCUUCAUUGGUGGUUUGGCUGCCCUGGAGGUCAUGAAGGCUUGUUCUGGGAAGUUCAUGCCCGUUAAGCAGUGGCUGUACUUUGAUGCCCUUGAAUGUCUCCCUGAGCACAAAGUGGCUUUCAUGGAAGAUAAGUGCCUGCCGCGCCAGAACCGUUAUGAUGGGCAAGUGGCUGUAUUUGGAUCUGACUUCCAAGAGAAGCUUGGCAAGCAGAAGUACUUCCUGGUAGGUGCGGGUGCCAUUGGCUGUGAGCUGCUCAAGAACUUUGCCAUGAUUGGCCUUGGCUGUGGGGAAGAUGGAGAAAUCACAGUUACAGACAUGGACACCAUUGAUAAAUCAAAUCUGAACCGACAGUUUCUCUUCCGACCCUGGGAUGUCACAAAAUUAAAAUCUGAGACUGCUGCUGCUGCGGUGCGUAACAUAAAUCCACACAUCAGGGUGUUGAGCCACCAGAAUCGAGUGGGCCCAGAGACAGAACACAUCUACGAUGAUGACUUCUUCCAGAACCUGGAUGGUGUGGCCAAUGCUCUGGACAAUUUGGAUGCUCGUUUAUACAUGGACCGCCGUUGUGUGUACUACCAUAAGCCUCUGCUGGAGUCAGGCACAGUGGGCACCAAGGGCAACGUGCAGGUGGUUGUUCCCUUCUUGACAGAAUCCUACAGCUCUAGCCAGGACCCACCUGAGAAAUCCAUCCCCAUCUGCACACUGAAGAACUUCCCCAAUGCCAUUGAGCACACACUGCAGUGGGCUCGGGAUGAGUUUGACGGGCUCUUCAAGAAGUCAGCACAAAGCGUUAACCAGUACCUCACAGAUCCCAAGUUCAUGGAGCGCACACUGCAGCUGUCUGGCACCCAGACUUUGGAAGUACUGGCGGCUGUACAGCGUACCCUAGUCUUGCAGAGGCCAAACACUUGGGCUGACUGUGUGACUUGGGCCUACCGGCACUGGCACACCCAGUAUUCUGACAACAUCCAGCAGUUGCUGCACAACUUCCCUCCAGACCAGCUGACAAGCUCUGGUGCACUCUUCUGGUCGGGGCCAAAGCGCUGCCCACACCCGCUCACCUUUGACACAAACAAUCCCCUGCAUCUGGACUACGUGAUGGCCGCUGCCAACCUGUUCGCCCAGACAUAUGGGCUAGGAGGGUCCCAGGACCGCGCUGCUGCGUCCAAACUCCUGCAGACUCUGCAGGUCCCCAGGUUUGCUCCCAAGUCUGGUGUCAGGAUCCAUGUUUCAGAGCAGGAACUGAAGAGCACCAGUGCCACAUUUGAGUACAGCCACCUGGAGGAACUCAAGACUUCACUUCCUCCUCAAGACAAACUCGUUGGAUUCAAGAUGUACCCCAUUGAGUUUGAGAAGGAUGAUGACAGCAACUUCCACAUGGAUUUCAUCGUGGCAGCAUCCAACCUGCGGGCAGAAAACUACGGCAUUUCCCCGGCAGACCGGCAUAAGAGCAAGCUGAUUGCAGGGAAGAUCAUCCCAACCAUUGCAACCACCACAGCAGCUGUAGUCGGGCUUGUGUGUUUGGAGCUGUACAAGGUGGUUCAGGGACACCAACAACUGGAGUCUUACAAAAACAGUUUUAUCAACUUGGCUUUGCCUUUCUUUAGCUUUUCGGCACCCCUGGCUCCAACCUGUCACCAGUACUAUGAUCAGGAGUGGACAUUGUGGGAUCGCUUUGACGUACAGGCACUACAACCUGGCGGCAAGGAGAUGACCCUCAAGCAGUUUCUAGACUACUUUAAGACAAAGCACAGGCUGGAGAUCACCAUGCUGUCCCACGGUGUGUCCAUGCUCUAUUCCUUCUUUAUGCCACCCCCCAAGCUCAAGGAACGGUUGGAUCAGCCGAUGACAGGGAUUGUGAGCCGUGUGUCAAAGCGAAACCUGGGCCAUCAUGUGAGGACCCUUGUGUUUGAGCUGUGCUGCAACAACGAGAGUGGAGAGGACGUCGAUGUUCCCUAUGUACGAUACAUCAUCCGCUGACCUCUUACUGACUCUUGUCUUUCAGUUCUGUUAGCCUGUGUCAG